UUAAACCCAAAAAAUAAAAUAAAAUCAAAUCAAAUCAAAUCAAAUCCCUCAUUUCUCUUUCUCAAUCUUCGUCAAAAACCCCAGCAGAAGAAUAUUUCUCCUCCCAAUAUUAUCAAAAUCAUCAACAAUGGCACUCCUCGUUUCUCACUCUUGCUUCCAGAAAGUCGGAAAUUGAGUUGGAAUUGUUUGAGAGUUGAACAUGGAGAUUGAAUUGUUCAGCAAUGUAGUGUCUGAAGAAGACACUGUUGAAGUUGAAGUUGAAGUUGAUGCUGAAAAUGAUAAUUUGGGUGCUGAGGCUGAAAGAUGUGGCAUAUGCAUGGAUGUUGUAAUCGAUCGGGGAGUUCUGGAUUGCUGCCAACAUUGGUUUUGUUUUGUUUGCAUUGACAACUGGGCUACUAUCACAAAUCUUUGCCCAUUGUGCCAGAAUGAAUUUCAACUGAUCACAUGUGUCUCAGUGUAUGACACUGCUGGCAGCAACAAUAAUGACGAGGAUUCAGAUUCCAGAGAUGAUGAUUGGUGUGUUGAAGGGAAUAACAGCACUCUCUCCCUUCCAUCAUAUUAUAUUGAUGAAAAUGCAGUUACCUGCUUGGAUGGAGGUGGCUGCAAAAUGCGGAGCGGUUCAGUGACCUAUGAAGAAACAUUGACUCUUGAUACUUCUAUAGCUUGUGAUGCAUGUGAUAUAUGGUAUCAUGCUUUUUGUGUGGGAUUUGACCCUGAAGGCACAGGUGUAGAUUCAUGGUUGUGCCCUAGAUGUCUAGUUAAUGAAGCAGACCAGAACACAGAUCUCAAGGAAACACAUCUUACAGGAAAAAAUGUUGAUCAUCAUCUUGUUGACACAUCUUCUGGAAAAGUAUCCAUAUGUGUUGCUGAUACAGGAGAAACAGCUGUAGUUGUCUCAAGGAUUGACAGUAAAGAUGUUGUCGAUGAACUGAUUAUGAAUCUUCAAUCCAAUCGAGAACUAACUCAUCAUUGUAAAGCUGAGCGAUCCAUGUUGUGCUCUGAUUGUUUACCUGAGAUGAAAAAACCAUCUGUUCAAGGGAUUGACUCUAUCCAACCAGAAUCAAAUGUUCCUUCUGCAAAGUUCAGGGAAACUGUUAUUAAAAGUGAGCCAGAUGAGAGCGAAUCAAGAAUGUCUCUUGAUGUGGGGCCAGGUCUUGCUUCAACCUUAUCAGGUGACAAAGAUAAAAAUUUAUCCGGUGGGGAUGAGUGUCUGAAUGGUGCUUCAACUGAUGAGAGCUUGGAAGAUGUGAAGGCUGAUAUUGCUCCGAGACUUGGUCUGAAGCGAAAACAUCCUGGUCACAGUUCUCAGGAGAUUGAUGAUAAUGGGCAUCAUGAAGGUAAGCUUGUGGGUGCAUCUUCAGCAAAAAAAGUUAAAGCUCAGCGACGUACCAGAAAUACUUCUUUGAAUGACCAAGCAGAUGUCUGCACUCCUGGGGUCUUGAAGAAAAAGAGAAAACUGAUAGAAAGAUCUGCAGUUGAAGUAGACGGGAAUAGUACGGUGAAGAAGAAUCAACCUAUUGACAUAAUGAGUAUAGUCCAGGAGGUGAAACUCAGCACAGAAAAUAGGCUUGCACAUAAAAAAAACGCUGAUAAAUGUGCCAGUGUAGAAAAGAUUUCAGCUGGACUACGAGUGAAAAAGAUCAUGAGGAGACCUAGUGAAGAAAAGGAAUCAGAAGCUGUAGUACAGAAGCUGAAAAAGGAAAUCAGAGAAGCUGUCCGCAAGAAGUCGUCAGAUGAUAUUGGGAAAAACAUCUUGGACCCUAAUCUGCUGACUGCUUUCAGAGCUGCAGUAGCAGGAUCUGUGGCUGAACCAGCUAAGAAGGCAUCUUCUGCAAUGAUCAAAGCAAAGAAGUUAAUGUUACAGAAGGGAAAAGCAAGAGAGAAUCUCACAAAAAAGAUAUAUGCAACAUCUAGUGGAAAAAGAAGACGUGCAUGGGACCGUGAUUGUGAAAUUGAAUUUUGGAAGCACCGCUGCUUGACAACUUCUAAACCAGAAAAAAUUGAUACUUUGAGAUCAGUUCUCAGUCUUCUACAAAAGAGACCAGAGGCCAAAAAUAUUGUGGAACAUACUUCUGAGGAAGACACAGAAGCUCCAAUUCUUUCGAGGCUUUAUCUAGCUGAUACUUCUCUUUUCCCUCGAAAGGAUGAUAUCAAGCCUCUUUCCUUUCUGAAAGCUGCUGCUGCUUCUUCCAACCAGAAUAACACACUUUCUUCAGGAGAAAAGUGUAUUGAAUCUGGUCCUGAUAAUGGUACCACUAAAUCUUUGAACAGAAUUGUGGAUCCUGCCCAAAGUAAUUCCACUGAUGACAAGAAGAAAACUGUUUGCGCCAGUGGUAAUAAUGGAGCUGCCUCUGGUAAAUUUCAUGCAAAUGGACUCCCCAAUAAGGUAUCUCCCCAAAAGAAGAUGACUGGCAAAACAAAUGACGUAAAGAUUGAUAAAAGGAAAUGGGCCCUUGAGGUUCUUGCGAGAAAAAAUGCUUCUGGUGAUACAAGUUCCAUGCAUCAGAAACAAGAAAAUGAUGUAUUAAAGGCAAAUUAUCCUUUAUUGGCUGAAUUGCCGACAGAUAUGAGACCCGAACUAGCACCCACUCGCCAGAAUAAGAUUGCCAUUUCAGUUCGCCAGGCACAACUUCACCGCUUGACUGAACAUUUCCUUAAGAUGACAAACUUGUCAUCUAUGCAUCGAACUGCUGAAACUGAGCUGGCUGUUGCGGAUGCUAUCAACAUCGAAAAGCAGGUUGCGGACAGGUCCAACAGCAAGGCUGUCUAUUUGAAUCUUUGUUCACAGGAGAUACGAAGCCGUACAAAUUGCAAUACUUCCGACACUCUGGCAUCAAGUCCAGUACCAGUAUCUUCUCCUUCAAGCCCAGCACCAGUACCCUUAAAAGAUGAUCAAUCUUCGACAUCAUCUCCUAAAUCUGAAGCUGAGGCAGCUUUAAGAGCUGCUGGUCUUUUGUCCGAUUCUCCGCCAAGUAGUCCACUCCACAAGGUUGUUGAUCUCAAUGUUGAUGAUGAUACUUCCUUAGGAGAGGACAAAGAAGAAGAAUUGAAGAGUAUAUUUGAAAUGGAAUGUCAACCUGAUCUAGACAUUUAUGGUGAUUUUGAGUAUAACUUGGACGAAGAGGAUUAUAUUGGUGCUACUGCAGUUAAUGCAUCGAAAGCACAACCAGAAGAGGGGGAGUCAAAAGUAAAAGUUAUUUUCUCCACGCUGAAUUCCAUUGAAUUAGAUAAUGCUGCAGAGGCUAAAGAGGAGGAUUUGCCGAAGACUGAUACACUGAGCACACCAAGUAUGCCUGAGUGUCCCAAUGAUGCUGACAGUGGAAGCUCACCCAUGGAAGAUAAGAUGGAUUCUGUACCAUUUCCUGGAGACACCUCUCUGGAUGGAGAAGGUGAAGAACUCUCGCUUGCGGAAUGUGAAGCGCUAUAUGGUCCAGACAAGGAGCAAUCUACCAAACAUUUUUCCUUCUUGGUUCCAGCCGACAAUUCUGGUUUGCAGACAGCCAAUGAUCUUGACACUAGCAAUUCCGACAAGAAUAAAGAGACCACAGAUUCUCUUCACAGCAUUAUUGUUGGGGAAAAUUCUUCCAACUCUUCUGUCCCUAAAGAAACAUCUGAGAAAGAAAAGAAGACUGAUCCAAAGGUUGACAAGAAAAGUGAGCAUGCUGAAUCAGUGCUAAAAAAGGUAGAAGCUUACAUAAAAGAGCACAUCAGGCCACUCUGCAAGAGUGGUGUGAUCACAGUGGAGCAAUAUAGAUGGGCAGUAGCGAAAACGACCGAGAAGGUAAUGAAAUAUCACUCUAAAGCUAAAAAUGCCAAUUUUCUUAUCAAGGAAGGUGAAAAGGUGAAGAAGCUUGCGGGGCAAUAUAUCGAGACGGCCAAACACAAGGAAAAUAAGUAGUUUACUUGCAAUUAAUUUCAGCACAAUUGAUACAAAUUUCGCCCCAAUAUCUUGUACAUAAGAACAGACUAUUGAACCAAACUCAGUUGUUUUAAGCAAUUGACUAAAAGUUGUAACCGAAGCAUAUAAUGAUAAAACUGUAAAUCUUUCAGCGGCUCCCAACAUUAAGUGUCAGCAUUCUUUGUUACAUAGUGUCUUGUAGACUUAUAGUCGUUUUUGCAUUACCCAAACUAUAUUUUUCUUCUUCUCAGGUGAAA
Spinacia oleracea (spinach) is the source of this 4155-nucleotide messenger RNA. RefSeq lists its product as uncharacterized. The transcript is spliced from 14 exons. Bases 200 to 3898 code for a protein of 1232 amino acids. Gene Ontology annotation, biological process: protein ubiquitination. Gene Ontology annotation, molecular function: ubiquitin protein ligase activity. Lineage: Eukaryota; Viridiplantae; Streptophyta; Magnoliopsida; Caryophyllales; Amaranthaceae. The record is from RefSeq and is a predicted model, not a curated record.